Messenger RNA from Populus trichocarpa (black cottonwood), 2082 nucleotides. Its product is annotated as heat shock 70 kDa protein 8. Gene Ontology annotation, molecular function: misfolded protein binding; ATP-dependent protein folding chaperone; ATP binding. The record is from RefSeq and is a predicted model, not a curated record. Lineage: Eukaryota; Viridiplantae; Streptophyta; Magnoliopsida; Malpighiales; Salicaceae. Gene Ontology annotation, biological process: cellular response to unfolded protein; protein refolding. Gene Ontology annotation, cellular component: cytoplasm. The transcript is spliced from 2 exons. The coding region runs from base 236 to 1954 and encodes 572 amino acids.
UGAAUGGGACACCUAUGACCUAACCACCUUUGCAUGCUCUCUCAUCUCAUCAACCAGAUCGUCUCCUUCUCGUUCCUUCUAUGCUGUUUGUCUCUUUAUCUGUUCCUCUUUACUUGUUAACUACAACUCCUUCCCUCGCUGAUCUCUACUAUCAAUAGCAAGCAACCUCGCAUUUCUAUUUGUGAUAUUCUUGCGCAUAUAUAUAAUAUUUUCUAUUAAGAAUUACUAAUCAGGAAUGGCAGAACCACAAUACACAGUGGCAUCUGACAGUGAAAGCACCGGGGAGGAGAAAUCUUCAUCAGCUUUUCCAGAAACUGCCAUUGGAAUUGACAUUGGGACUUCACAGUGCAGUGUUGCAGUCUGGAAUGGCUCCCAGGUAGAGCUCCUAAAGAACACCAGAAACCAAAAGUUGAUGCGAUCAUAUGUUACCUUCAAGGAUGAAGUCCCUUCAGGUGGAGUCAGCAAUCAGCUCUCUCAUGAAUAUGAAAUACUAUCUGGAGCUGCAAUUUUCAAUAUGAAACGCUUGAUUGGCAGAGUGGAUACUGAUCCUGUGGUUCAUGCAAGCAAAAGGCUUCCAUUUUUGGUGCAAACUUUGGAUAUUGGUGUUCGCCCAUUUAUUGCAGCUUUAGUGAGCAAUGCUUGGAGAUCCACCACUCCCGAAGAAGUCCUUGCAAUAUUUCUGGUCGAACUAAGAGCCAUGGCCGAAGUCCAGUUGAAGAGGCCCAUAAGAAAUGUCGUACUAACCAUUCCAGUGUCAUUUAGUAGGUUCCAGUUGACACGGAUUGAACGUGCUUGUGCCAUGGCUGGCCUCCACGUCCUCAGGUUGAUGCCUGAACCGACUGCUGUGGCAUUGUUAUAUGCACAGCAGCAGCAACAGACUGUACAUGAGAAUAUGGGCAGUGGAAGUGAGAAGAAUGCCCUUAUAUUUAACAUGGGGGCUGGGUACUGUGAUGUAGCUGUUACUGCCACUGCUGGAGGAGUUUCACAGAUUAAGGCCUUAGCAGGAGCUGCCAUCGGAGGAGAAGACAUGCUGCAAAACAUGAUGCAGCAUCUCUUACCAAAUUCAGAGAACCUUUUCCUCAGCCAUGGAAUCAACGAGAUCAAAUCAUUGGGGUUGCUUCGAGUAGCAACUGAAGAUGCAAUCCAUAGGCUCUCUUCACAGAGCAGUGUUCAGGUGGAUGUUGAUUUGAGAAAUGGAUCCAAAAUAUGUAAGGUGGUCACUAGGGAGGAAUUUGAGGAAGUGAACCUGAAGAUAUUUGAAAAGUGCGAAAGCCUCUUAACACAGUGCUUGCGUGACUCAAAGGUAGACAUAGAGGAUUUGACUGAUGUAAUACUUGUAGGCGGGUGUUCAUAUAUCCCAAAUAUAAGAAAUGUUGUCAAGGGUGUAUGCAAGAAGGAGGAACUGUACAAAGUGAUAAAUCCAUUGGAAGCUGCAGUGUGUGGGGCAGCGCUAGAGGGAGCAGUUGCAUCAGGAAUCAGUGACCCUUUUGGAAGUUUGGAUCUGUUAACAAUCCAAGCUACCCCCCUUGGCGUUGGCAUUAGAGCAGAUGGAAACAGCUUUGUCCCAAUCAUACCUAGAAAUACGACAAUGCCAGCAAGGAAAGAGUUAAUAUUCACAACCACCCAUGAUAACCAAACCGAGGCUCUAAUCCUCGUCUAUGAAGGUGAGGGGACAAAGGUGGAAGAGAAUCAUCUUCUGGGCUAUUUCAAGAUCAUGGGAAUUCCGGCAGCACCCAAAGGAAUUCCAGAGAUAAAUGUGUGCAUGGACAUCGAUGCCUCAAAUGCACUUAGAGUUUUUGCUGGAGUGGUGAUGCCAGGGACGGAUCAGCCAAUGGCACCGUUUAUGGAAGUCAGGAUGCCUACAGUUGAUGAUGGGCAUGGCUGGUGUGCUGAGGCCCUGAACAGGACUUAUGGUUCGACUCUUGAUCUAGUUACCGUGCAGAAGAAGAUGUGAAGUCGAGGGUGACUCCAGAUGGAGCCAGUCGGAAAGAAAAGUUGUUCUUACAGAACCGUGUCUUGCUGCAAGGCAAUAAUACAUGUAAUUGUAUAGUUACUUUAAUUUAAUAUUAUUUUCAUGCGCAA